Messenger RNA from Entelurus aequoreus (snake pipefish), 770 nucleotides. RefSeq names its product crystallin, beta A4 (gene cryba4). The transcript has 6 exons. Gene Ontology annotation, biological process: visual perception; lens development in camera-type eye. NCBI's taxonomy places the organism in Eukaryota, Metazoa, Chordata, Actinopteri, Syngnathiformes, Syngnathidae. Bases 121 to 711 code for a protein of 196 amino acids. Gene Ontology annotation, molecular function: structural constituent of eye lens. The record is from RefSeq and is a predicted model, not a curated record.
GCCACGCCCCUCUGCUGAGCGGGCCUUUCAGGAUGGCCUCCUGCCAGGGGAGGCUUUAAAAGGGAGGGGGCGCCAGGCUGCUCUCACUGUCAGCAGCAAAGAUCAUCAGAGUAAGACAUCAUGACUCACCACUGCACCAAGUUCUCUGGACACUGGAAGAUCAUCGUGUUCGACGAGGAGUGCUUCCAGGGCCGCCGCCAUGAGUUCACGUCCGAGUGCAGCAACGUGAUGGAGUUGGGCUUCGAGACCGUGCGCUCCCUGCGGGUGGAGAGUGGAGCCUGGGUGGGUUACGAGCACGCCUCCUUCCAGGGCCAGCAGUUGGUUCUUGAGCGCGGCGAGUACCCGCAGUGCGACGCCUUCGGCGGAAGCAACGCCUACCACAUUGAGAGGUUGACCUCCUUCCGGCCCAUCGCAUGUGCCAACCACCGGGAGUGUCGCAUGACCAUCUUUGAGCGGGAGAACUUCCUGGGUCGUAAAGGCGAGCUGAGCGACGACUACCCCUCCCUGCAGGCCAUGGGCUGGUGCAACAACGAAGUGGGCUCUCUGCGGGUCCAGUCGGGAAGCUUCGUGUGCUACCAGUACCCCGGUUACCGUGGUUACCAGUACAUCAUGGAGUGCGACCGUCACUGCGGCGAGUACAAACACUUCAAGGAGUUCGGCUCCCACAGCCAGACCCCCCAGAUCCAGUCCAUCCGCCGCAUCCAACAGUGACCCUUCACCUUUGACCCCCGCGGCUUCCCAGCUGAAUAAACUGUUUUUCCUAAACAUCA